AUCUUAUAUUUUCUAAUGAUAAGUGGAAUUAAAUUUAUACAUGGUUGGGAUUAUACGAAUGUCGAUGAAUGGAAAAAAGAAUUUCCCCAGAGUUGUGCUGGCUCUAAACAAUCACCAAUCAACAUAAUUUUAAACAAUACAAAACUAGCAUAUACAACUGGACUAGAGUGGAAAAAUUAUGAUUUCACUCCAGCUGAAAUGAGACUCACCAAUAAUGGUCAUACAAUUCAACUACAGGCAAAGUGGUAUUAUUAUGAUGCAUAUGUAACAUCAGGACCUCUUGGCUUGAAUGAUUAUAUUUUUGAACAGUUACAUUUUCAUUGGGGUCAAAAAGAUAAUGAAGGUAGUGAACAUACAAUUAAUGGAAAACGAUGUGAAUUAGAAAUUCAUAUGGUACAUUGGAAAAGAGAUUAUGGCUCAAUCGAAAAUGCAGUUAAUUAUUCAGAUGGAUUGGUGGUUAUUGCUUCUUUUUAUACUGUAUUAUUAAAUAGAAAAUCUCAAGUUUUAGAAAAUAUAUUAGAUGCUAUUUCAUCGGUUCAAAAUGUCAAUGGAACGACAAAAAUUGAACCAUUUCCACUGUCGGAUUUUAAAGUUGCUGAUAAUUACGAUGAUUUUAUUUCUUAUUCUGGAUCUUUGACAACACCAAAAUGUAAUGAGGUUGUUACAUGGAUUAUUUUAUUGACUCCUUUUUCAAUAUCUAAAAAACAGAUUGCCAAGUUCAGGUCAAUAAAAUUAAAUCAUGGAUCUAAGUACAAUUAUCGUUCAACACAACCAUUGAAUGACCGAAAAAUACGUGUAUAUCGUGAUUUUGGGCAUGCAUUUGCUUCUGAUAUUUAUUCGUCGAUUGUAUGUAUUUUAACAAUUUCUAAUGGAUCACCCAUUCCCCAAAGUCACGAAUGGAAUUAUGGUAAUACCAGAAAUUGGGAGGUGGAAUAUACAGAAAACUGCAAUGGUUUAAAACAAUCACCUAUUGACAUAUCGUCACCAAGUCGACUGAUAAAGACAACAAGAAGCCCCCUUGAAAUAACUUGGGAAAAUUACGAAAAACUACCGAUCGAAAUAAUUGCUCAAAACAAUGGACAUACAAGAAGUGAACAUACAGUCAAUAAAAAAAGAUAUUCAUUGGAAAUGCACAUGGUUCAUUGGAAUAAAAAUUAUGGUUCAUUGAACGAAGCUAUAAAUCAUAAAGAUGGAUUAAUUGUUGUUGCAUCUUUUUACCAAGUAAAGGAAAAUUCUCAUUCAAUUGGUCUAGCAAAUAUUAUUGACGUUGCUAAAAAGCUCACGAAGGUAAACACGAUAGAAAAAAUAACAAAACCAUUUCCUUUGUCAAACUUGGAAGUUGUUAAAAGUACUGGUGAUUGGGUAACAUAUGAAGGAUCAUUAACAACACCAAGCUGCAAUGAAGCUGUGACAUGGAUGGUAUCAUUGAAUGAAAAUUCAUUAUCAAAAAGACAGAAAAUUAUUUUUCAACUAAUAACCAGUAGUUUUAAAUUAAACAUGUAUAAAUCAUUGAAAAUUAAUUUGGCAUUUUACUUGGGUUUAAUUUUAAUGACAAAUGAACUUAAGGUCACAUAUGGUUCAGGCUGGGACUAUAAACAUCCCGAUGAGUGGAAAGAGAUGUUUCCUAAUGACUGUGCAGGUUCCAGACAAUCACCAAUUGAUAUAUCAUUUGGUAGUGAUGUGAUCACACGAGGUCCCCUGCGAUUAGAAUGGAAUAAUUACCGUAAUAAACCAAAAAACAUGACAAUUACAAAUAACGGUCAUUCAGUUCAAUUAGAUGUUCAAUGGGGUAAUAGUAAAGAUGUUCCAUUUGUAACAUCCGAAUUAUUUCAUAACAAUGAAUAUGUAUUUUCUCAGUUACAUUUUCAUUGGGGUGCUCAUAAUACUGAAGGAAGUGAACACACAUUCAACGGACAUGGAUUACCCUUGGAAUUGCACAUGGUACAUUUUAAACGUGAAUAUGGUUCACUUGGAAAUGCAUCAAGUUAUCCAGAUGGUAUUGUAGUUGUUGGUUCUUUUUACAAUGUGUCGAAUGUUAAGUCAGUUGCAGUUCAAGAUAUAUUAGACGCUGCUGAAAAAGUUGAGGAAGAAGGAAGUUCUUGGCAAAUUGAGAAUUUUUUAUUGUCUGAUUUUGAAGUUGUUAAUGAUAAAACAAGUUGGAUAUCGUACAAUGGAUCACUGACAACGCCACAAUGUCUCGAGGUCGUCACCUGGCUUUUGUCAUUGGAUCCAUAUGACGUAACUGAAAAUCAGAUAAGAAAAAUACGGUCAUUAAAAUUGUCUCAUAAUGAUGAUCAUGACAAUCGACCAACUCAACCAUUGAAUGGACGUAAAAUAACCCUUUACACUGUUUUAUUUUUUUGAUAAUAAUCACUGAAAAGUAUAUAAGGCUGUUUGCUUAUUAGUUAAAUGAAUAUGUUACUUAUUAGUUAUGUAAGAGUACAAGUAUAAAAGAAAAAAAAAAUUCAUAUAAUGAUGUAAUUAACAUCUAUAAAUUAGUUGCAUUGUCUUUGUGUUUUUCUAUAAGUUAAGCUCAACAUCUAGCACAUUGAAUGAAUCAUUGUACUUGUAAAAAAAACCUCGAGUACACUUCUUUUUUUUAAUUCGAUUUCAAUCUAGGUAAUUGGCAUAUUCUAUAGUACAUCAACAUAUCUACGUAUAAAAAUUGUUACGCAAUUUUUUUUUUUAUUUUUUCAUCACGCGUUAUUCAUGGCUAUUUAUUCAUUAAAACAUCAAGGUGACUUUACCAAACUAAUGAAAUUAAAUUGUUUGUGUAUUUAUAAAUUUUUUUGUUUUUCUUAUUUUUUAUAAAAAUAAACUUGAGGCUCAAUGUCAAAUGACAUGAAUGAAAAUUUAUGAUAAAAAAAUAAAUCAACACAUCUCAUCAUAACAAAUUAAAUAUCAAGGCAUACAAUUUUUUUUUUUUCAUAUAUUAUGCACUUAUAUACAAUUAAAUACUUAAUUUUAUUUCAAUCUGUAAAUUUUAAAUCAGCUGACUCAAUUGAAAUAUAUAAAAAAAAAACGAUAACGAAAGUAACGACCAUACUGUUAAAGAAUUUCGUUACGGU
Molecule: messenger RNA, 3068 nt
Organism: Aphidius gifuensis
Lineage: Eukaryota; Metazoa; Arthropoda; Insecta; Hymenoptera; Braconidae
Product: carbonic anhydrase-like
Exons: 16
Coding region: 16-2364 (782 amino acids)
Molecular function (GO): zinc ion binding; carbonate dehydratase activity
Source: RefSeq, a predicted model, not a curated record